This is a messenger RNA of Penaeus monodon (black tiger shrimp), 1916 nucleotides long. RefSeq lists its product as uncharacterized. The coding region runs from base 30 to 968 and encodes 312 amino acids. The record is from RefSeq and is a predicted model, not a curated record. The transcript is spliced from 5 exons. Lineage: Eukaryota; Metazoa; Arthropoda; Malacostraca; Decapoda; Penaeidae.
ACAGACACCUUCACACUCCCAGCAUAAACAUGCAUUCAUUCAACACAGAUAGCAUGGGUCUCAGCACGAUCACCACGCCCAUAAAUUCCGCUGAAGCCUCGAAACUCAGAGGUGUGGCUUUGGGAUUCGAGCUGCUCACCUGUUUCGUCGGGUUUAUUGCGUGUUGCAUUGUCCACUAUUGCCUGAAGACCUGCAAACUGAUUCAAAGUGGAACGAAGAUUCAGCUGCAGAUAUUAUUCACCACCAAUUUCAUGAUCUGCCUCUUCGCGCUGCCAAGUUAUGCAUCGAUUGAGUACCGAAUAAUGAGUGGUGUGCAAGCUAACAAGACGUCAGUAACAGUUUUUACGUUCCUGUUCACCCUGGCUACAAAGACUGAGCGUAUUACCGUUAUGUUAAUCGCUAUCUAUAGAAUGAUGGCUGUGUGUUUCCCUCUCAAGUACAGGUACUGGUCUCAAAAGAAAGUGGUAUUACUGGUAAAUUUAAUUGCCUGUUCACCGAUAGUCCUGCUGCAGACAAUAACGCUCUUUAUAAAGGCUGACUCAGGCAUUGAAACAUUCGAUCCUAACACCCAUUUCAUGGAUAGUAUAAUGCAGUAUGGAUUCAUCUCGGUGCCAACGGUCAUUUCGCUGAUCGUCUACCUUGUCUUGGCUUUGUUCAUGCUAUGCAAGAAGGGAUCCAUUUCACCACCUGACAGUUGCGAAAGAUCUGUAAGAAUCUUCAUUUUGACCAACACUCUAUUCGAAGUUCCAGACAUAAUCAUGCACGCAGCCAAAGCUACUGUGGAUAAUGCUGCCUUUAUUAUCAUCCAUGUGAUAUACCGAAUUCACUUUGCCCUCGACCCCAUUCUCUUCGUGGGCCUCAAUGCAAGAUACCGCCAGAUGGUGUAUCAGUGCUGUUCCUCAAAUAUUCGCGUGCGAGAAGCCGUCACUGACACCAAGGGGGAGGACACACUCGAGAGCAAUUGUUAGAGAAGCGUCCAGACGAGAGAAAACAAGCCUGCUUUUCCCUCGAUUUUCCUCCACUUCAUAUGAUAUAGCCUAAUGUUGACUGUUCAAGAAACCUUGCUUAAACUGAUUUGAUUCCAAAUCUGUUAAUGUGAUUUCCCAUUUUCUGUUACUAGUGCAUUCACCCCUUUCACUGGAAUUAGAAACGUUAAUUAGUAAACCAUCUAAACUCAAGUUCACUGACUUAUCAUACUGUGAUUCUGUAAUUCAAAAGAUGGAAGAAAUAUUUUGGUUGCAUCCUUUAAAAGAUAUUGUUGAGUUAGCCAAGAAAUCAUAUUUUCGAUUAAUCGAUUUUCGAUUAAUUUUGCUAAUCCUCUUAGAAAAAUUGGAUGACGUCAAGGUUUUCUCUGUGCACUUUACACCCCCCCCCCCCUCUCCAACGUCCGGAUCAAUAUUACAAUGGCCUCUGGUACUUUUGCACCAUGGUCUGAUUUUACAUUACUUUCCACUACCUGUAUGCCAUGCCUUCAAUAAAGAAUGAUGGUCUAAAGGUAUUUCACAUGUACAGUACAUUAUUUCUUAUUUUCUGGUAAUAAUUGACUCAUACCAGGUGCGGCAAUACCAUCAGAGCUACAUUUAGCUCGAUGCCUAAGAUGCCCAAGACAGUCACGGCAUUCCAGGGCCCGCCUUGACUCUAAGCAUUAUGUUACUGGAUACUUAACAGGGUACGAACAAUUGACUGUUUGUUCUAACAGCAAUAGGAAUAACGUGAUUUAAUUUCUUGAGAACGGGCCCGGGAUUGCCUGUAUAAUUACGCAAAAGCUCAACUACUUUGCAAACGGAUUGCAUGAUAUGAUGCCAUAGCUGUUGUGGACCGAGUCCCGGAUGGCACUUCAGGGGACCGUCCCAAAUGAGGGGGGUUAAGGGUUUAAUUGAGUUAGCUAGCCUAUGUUAUUCAUACAAGAAUGAAGA